Molecule: messenger RNA, 453 nt
Organism: Trichomonas vaginalis G3
Lineage: Eukaryota; Parabasalia; Trichomonadida; Trichomonadidae
Product: small Rab GTPase RabC2
Exons: 1
Coding region: 1-453 (150 amino acids)
Molecular function (GO): GTP binding; GTPase activity
Source: RefSeq, a predicted model, not a curated record
AUGAAGAUCGUUCUUGUUGGUGAUACUCAAGUCGGGAAAACUUGUGUGCUUGCAAGAUUGAUAAACAAAGAAUUUAAAUCCGAUAGCCAAGCAACAAUUGGUGCUGCUUUUCAGAAUUAUUUUCUUCAAACACCAGCUGGCUUUGUUCAACUACAAAUAUGGGACACAGCCGGUCAGGAACAAUCUAGAUCCCUAGCUCCUAUGUAUUAUCGAGCAGCAAGUGUUGCAAUUCUAUUUUAUGACGUUACAAAUCUUAAGAGUUUUCAAGCGCUUAAAGAUUGGAUGGAUGAACUUCAAGAAAAGGCUCCAGUGCAAUUACAGAUUGUUAUUGUAGGCAAUAAAUGCGAUUUAGAAGAUAGAGUUGUUAGCACAACAACAGCUCAACAAUUUGCCAAACAGAAUGGUGCUGCUUUUUAUUGUGAAACAUCAGCUAAAACAGGUGAAGGUUCUUGA